AUGGUGUUGAAGAUCAAUAUCUUGUCAAAUGAAUUUGUGAGGCCAUCCUUUCCUACAAAGGAUGUCUUAAAAAAAUAUCCAAUCUCCAUGUUGGAUCAAUUCAUCCCUCCUUUAUUCAUCCCCGUAAUUCUCUUUUAUUCCCACGACGAAACGAGUCGCACCACGCAACAUGACAUGUCUUCCCGCCUGAGAGAAUCUCUCUCCGAUACCUUGACAUUGUUCUUUCCUUUGCCUUUGGCUGGGCGACAUAAAAAAGGUGACAACUCGGUAGAUUGCAACGACAUGGGGGUUCGAUAUAUUGAGGCGAAAGUGGAUUCCUUGAUCAUGGACGUGAUCGGAUGCGAUGAAGCAACAGUUCUUGAUCAACUCAUCCCCUUAAUGCAUCAGAUCCCAUCAGAAUUCGAUGAAGAAGAAUUGAUCGCAAUCCAAGUUAACUACUUUAAUUGCGGAGGCGUUGCCAUCGGGGCUUUCAUUCCACAAAAGAUUGCCGAUGGUUGCUCAUAUUUCUCAUUCAUUACGUCAUGGGCUACUAUCUCUCGCGGAGAUAACAUUGUGGUGAAGCCUAGCUUCAUCUCAUCAUCACUCUUCCCGCCCACAAAGAAUUUUGUGUACCAUAAUCCUCAAUUUGAGUUCGGGGAAGAGAGGCUUGUCACAAGGAGGUUUGUUUUUUAUGGUAGUCAAAUAAAAACAAUGCGAGCAAAAGCAAAAACCGAUCAUCCGGAUAUGGGUGAGCCCACGCGAGUGGAGGUCGUCUCAGCUUUCAUAUGGAAGUAUGCUUCGGGCGAUAAGCGUGGGAAACAUUAUGUUGCAUCUCAAAUUGUGAACCUAAGGACUCGAAUGGUGCCUCCAGUACCAGAGCACGCGUUUGGGAAUCUGAUCGGGUUGACAUAUGCAAUUUCUUGCUAUGAUGAUUCGGACUUAGCAAUCUUUGCUAAGAAUGUGAGGGAGGGAAUCAAGAUAAUAGACGACGAGUACAUUCAACAACAUUCGACAGGUUCGUGGGGGAGGAGGGAUACACGCUGA
This is a messenger RNA of Impatiens glandulifera, 1023 nucleotides long. RefSeq names its product stemmadenine O-acetyltransferase-like. The record is from RefSeq and is a predicted model, not a curated record. Lineage: Eukaryota; Viridiplantae; Streptophyta; Magnoliopsida; Ericales; Balsaminaceae. Bases 1 to 1023 code for a protein of 340 amino acids. The transcript has a single exon.